AAUCUUCUGGCGUCGUCCCGUCUCGCGUGCUCCCCUCCCCUCUUCCUCUUUCUGCACUCUCUGCCUCUCUCUCGCACUUUCUCCUCUGACGAACUCCUCCGUCCAUAGCUCCAACCUCUGCGUGCAGCUGCUGAAGGUGCUCUCCUCAACAGCUUCACUGGUCUCGGCAUCCACCAACGGCGAGCCUCUUCAUUCCCUCAAUCUGGUAUGGUCAUUUCCUUCCCCUUCUUCAAUGCUUAUAGGUUUUGAUAAUGGCCGCCAACCUCUGUUUCCUGGAGAUGUGAGCCACCCAAUCCUAGGUCCCUAUUAAAUUCCCCCCAGCAGUUUGAAUCAUUCACUCUACCACAGAUCCAACUUCAUCCAUUCAGUUCUACAACAGGCGCUUAGAUUUGUUUUGAUAAUGACUACCUACCUCUGUUUCGUCCUUUUGCCCAAACUUUUCUUGCUCCUCCACAUGUGCGCCACCCAAUCCUAGGUCCCAUAUUAAAUUCCCCCAAAGCUGUUUGAAUUAAUUACCCAAUGUUUCAACCAGUUUAGAUUUAGCUGUUGUUCUACUACAUACUAGGUCCCUACACUAGCUGCUCCCCUAGCUGCCAUUCUACUUCAUAUUCGAUCUUCGUCACCAAAUUUACCAACAGUUUUUCUUUAUAUUCUGGUUCACAUAAUUGUAUAGGCAACGACAAGUACUCCCUGCAGGUAUACUUAAACAAACAUCAGUUGCAUUCAUCAUUAAAAACAAUCAAACACGACUUCACUUUCCCCUCUAAUCUUAACUGUUCUUUAAAAAAUGAGAUUAAAAAAACAAAUACUUCACAUUCCUCUGCAUGACAGCUGCAUACUAAAUAGUCACAUAUUGCCAAUUUGUUACCAUUUUCCCAAUUUAAUUACUAAUUGUGUGAUACAUUUACCUUCUACUAUGUGUGCUACACAGUAAGAGAUGACCUGUUCGGAGAAAAAACCCCAGUAGAAUUGGUCGCAUUUUCCACAUCAACUUUGACAUUACUGAUAAUCUACUAUUGACAUUCCUGAAUGCUUUCUAAUAAUUCCAGUUGCAUUCUUUAUUUUCCCCAACCCAUAUGGUUUCAAAUAGAAAUGUCAAAUACAUUGCAAGCUGUUGUCCAUUUACCUUUUGCCAGAAUCAUAGCUAAUUUAAAUUAAUAAAAAAUUAAUAAUAAAACCUGCUUAUAUGUGCACCCUAUCUGUAUAUAUAAACUUAAACUGCAUUGGCAAUAACAAUAGGCAUGUUGUCUCUUAUUAAUAGAAUUCAAGUGAACAACUUGCUGAAAUUAUUGUGACAUAUAUACUGUUACUUACCUUCAUGCAGUUUUCAAACUGAAAACUCUAUGCCCAUUCAAACUUAAUAUUCCUUAUUCUUUCCCUUUGCUUACACUGAAUCGGCCUCCUAAAGUUACAUGUACUAACUUGCUGCUGUUUAGUUAAAUUUGCUUUUCUAAUUCCUUUUGUAUGAUACACAUUUCUACCUUUUACUUUUUCUCUCUCUUUCCUUUGAUUGUAUUUAUCUUUUUUUAUUUUUCUAUAACUUUUGUACAAUAGCUCUACAAAGCAGAGGUGGAUCAUCUGGCACUGUUACAAGAACACCAUGUUUGUAGAUGGACCAUCUCCAAUCGCACUCCUCCAUGCUGCGGCUUCCGAAUGCCGUUUACCAUAUGCAUCUCUCAUCACUGAGAUUGCAGACAACUCGACAAUAUUAUGUGGCGUAGAGUUAUGGGCCAUAAUCUCUAAUUUCAGAUAGCUCCGCGAAGUUAAGUUCAGAGAAAUUCGCACAUCAUUUAACCUCACAUUGCAAGCAAAUGGUAAAACAAAGCAAUUUUUCCGCUAUAUAUUUCAAUAUUUCAGUAACUGAUACUCAAUCUGUACUGAUUAUUAAUAUUUUGUCUUUAAGGCUUCAUCUUCAAACGUUGCACUUGGACUAACAGAUCUUGGUGAUGAAAUGGAAACAGCUUUAGCUAAACUUCAGUUAGCCAUUGUUGCAAAACCAAUCACAUCCCUUCCACCAGUACCAACUGUUUCCGAUGUUGAGGCCAUGUUUGCACGACAUUAUCCAGCAUCAGCCAAACCAAUGGAUAUAUCCUGCUUUCCACCAGAUUUUAUCUUGCAAUUUGAUGACAAAACAAGCUAUGACACAGUCCUUAGCUACCAAAUCCUCACUGAUAACAACUACACAUUUUCCUUAGCACCAUGGUCUGAUGAUGCAAGAUGCCAAACCCAAGCAUGGAGUGUUCCAGUAACAAUAGAUAUCCAUAGUAUACCUCCCCAUGCAUUUCACAUGAAAAGCCUUUCUAUCCUACUUGAUCCUUAUUGUGACAUCGAAACCUAUACCAUGGACCAAAAAAAAAAACAAGUAUCUGUACCGUUGAAGGCGAUGCAUUAAAUGUUAAUUCCAUUCCAACGACAGGUUUCCUUUCAUAUCCACGUCGUUCUGGAUAUGAAACAGUGAUACAUACAUUUCCUGUUACUAUGAAAACUAGCUUACUAUCUAUGCCUAACAAGAACACCUCUGAUUGGCAAUAUCAUCCUUGUCUCGCCUUACAUCCGCACGAAGAAAAUUCAUCUCACAUUAAAGAUCAAGAAAAAGAAGUGGAUUCAGACAUGGUGAGGGAAUACAACAGAGCUGUGUUUGAAGCUGAAAUAGAAGAUGAAAGAAGGAUGAAAAACUUUCCUACCUUCCAUGGCUUCGCAUAUUCAGGAGAAAGUUCAGACAACGAUGACCCAAAUGAAGCCUACUAUUAUGCAGAUUCAGAUCGCGAGCCAAAGAACUGGCUUGCAGCAAGUCACAAAACUACCUAGAUCUGCAACAAUGACCAAGAUAAACAUCUAAUAUUAUGACCGAAGCCCAGACGACUCAUCUUUUGAUACUUGUGUGUGUGUGUGUGUGUGUGUGUGUGUGUGUGUGUAUAAUCCCUGUAUCUAUGUAUGUGCCGAUGUACGUAUCAAAACUUUUACUGUUAAUAUAUUCGCAUGCUCAGGAACUUACCGAACAAAA
Messenger RNA from Panicum virgatum (switchgrass), 3004 nucleotides. RefSeq lists its product as uncharacterized. NCBI's taxonomy places the organism in Eukaryota, Viridiplantae, Streptophyta, Magnoliopsida, Poales, Poaceae. The record is from RefSeq and is a predicted model, not a curated record. The transcript is spliced from 5 exons. Bases 2479 to 2808 code for a protein of 109 amino acids.